GGGGGAGGUGGGACACCAUGUCGGAGGAGCAGGAUCUGUCGGAGGUGGAGAUGAGCCCGGCGGGCUCCGAAGAUCAUCACCGCCUGUCCCCCGGGGGCGGUCCUUCUUCCCUGGGGUCAGACAAGCCGGGGCUCCACACUAGCCCCGGGGCCGGCGAGCUGGGCAAGCUAAAGAAGGAACAACAACCACAGCCCCAGCAGCAGCAGGCCCAGCAGUCCCAGCAGCAGCAGGCCGACUCCGAGCCGGACGACGACAAGUUCCCCGUGUGCAUCCGGGAGGCGGUCAGCCAGGUGCUGAGCGGCUACGACUGGACCCUGGUGCCCAUGCCCGUCAGGGUCAACGGGUCCAGCAAGAGCAAGCCGCACGUCAAGCGGCCCAUGAACGCCUUCAUGGUGUGGGCGCAGGCGGCGCGCAGGAAGCUGGCCGACCAAUACCCCCACCUGCACAACGCCGAGCUCAGCAAGACGCUGGGCAAGCUCUGGAGGUUGCUGAACGAGAGCGACAAGCGGCCGUUCAUCGAGGAGGCCGAGCGGCUGAGGAUGCAGCAUAAGAAGGACCACCCGGACUACAAGUAUCAGCCCCGGCGCCGGAAAAAUGGGAAGGCCGCUCAGGGCGAGGGGGAGGGGCCGGGCGAGGGGGAGCCGGGCGGGGCCGCCGCCAUCCAGGCCCACUACAAGAGCGCCCACCUGGACCACCGACACCCCGGCGAGGGCUCCCCCAUGUCCGACGGGAACCCCGAGCAUCCGUCGGGUCAGAGCCACGGCCCCCCGACCCCGCCGACCACCCCGAAGACGGAGCUGCAGUCGGGGAAGGCCGAGUCCAAGCGGGACGGGCGGUCCCUGGGGGAGGGAGGGAAGCCUCACAUCGACUUCGGCAACGUGGACAUCGGCGAGAUCAGCCACGAGGUCAUGUCCAACAUGGAGACUUUUGACGUCAACGAGUUCGAUCAGUACCUGCCCCCCAACGGACACGCCGGCCACCCGGGCCACGUCGGGGGCUACGCGGCGGCCGGCUACGGGCUGGGCGGCGCCUUGGCCGUGGCCAGCGGACACUCGGCCUGGAUCUCUAAGCAGCACGGGGUCUCCCUGCCCUCCGCCUCCCCCGGAGCGGACCCCAAGGCCCAGGUGAAGACGGAGGGCUCCGGCCAGGCCCCCCACUACCCCGAGCAGCCGUCCACCUCACAGAUCGCCUACACCUCCCUGAGCCUGCCUCACUACGGCUCCGCUUUCCCCUCCAUCUCCCGCCCCCAGUUCGACUACUCAGACCACCAGCCCUCGGGACCCUACUACGGCCACUCGGGCCAGUCCUCUAGCCUCUACUCGGCCUUCUCCUACAUGGGGCCCUCGCAGAGGCCCCUGUACACUGCCAUCUCCGACCCCAGCCCCUCGGGGCCCCAGGCCCACAGCCCCACACACUGGGAGCAGCCCGUGUACACAACCCUGUCCCGCCCCUAGACGGGCUCCUCUCCCACCUCCAGUCGCCCCCCGGGCCGGUCCCCACCGGAUCUCCCGCCCGGCGGGGAGGCCCUCUGGCCCCCACCGCCCCCGCUCCAGCCUUGGCCUGCCCUGCGCCCCUCCAUCUUCUCCACUGCUCCAGCCAAGCACCCAGCUGCGGGGCUCGGCCAGGGGCAGAGCAACCCCUCUGGACCCAAAGGCGAGGGAAAAGCCCCCGGCCUCCCCCUCAACCCCGGGGCCGCUGAGCCCGGGCAACACCGACGCUGGGGGCGACCGGGCAGCAGACCCAGACUCCUCCCGGGACCCCUCCGGUGCCUUCACGGACCGGCCCGCGCCUCGUUGGGGUGGGUGGGCGCCGUCCCCGUCUUCCGGCAUUCCGCUUCCAUCUCCUGGCCCCCUGCAUCCCUCCCUCCUGCUCGCGGUUAGUCCACUCCGAGAGGCAGACAAGAGAAACUGACUUUCCUGGAGCCAGUCCUUGGAGGUGUCCUCCCCGUCGGCAGGAAACUUGGGGAUAUGCAAUGGGGGAGGGAAGCUUGCUUGGGGUUUCUCCUCCCUAUGUGCCACACACCUCCCUUUCUGGGGCACCCAGAGACCCUAGGGAGCCUGGCUGGGCUGACCUUUACCCCCGCCUCCUGCCAAGGCCACGUUAGGGAGACCCCCGGCGCGCCACUCUCAGCAGGGAUGAAGGGACGGACACAGGCCGGAGCCCGGAGGCCUCGUUCAGGGGUGGGCCCGAAGACGAUUCCCAAGCCGGGCCCUAAUCUGUCUCUGCUGACGGACUCGCUCCCCGCUGGCGGCUCCUCUUUCCUCCCCACCCGAGUUCCCUUCCUUGAGUUCACUUGGCAUCAUUUGGGACCCCCGGGGCCCUACCCGUCCUCCCUGCAGACGGGUGACCUGAGGCCUCCCUCCCCAAGGGCACCACAGCCUCGGGGCUGCCGGACUUUCGGAUGGACAGCCCUCAGGCGUUCCCUGUCCUGAAAGGCCCGAGGCCGGGCACGUCUGGGACUAAUCGUUACAGCCCAUCCUGGGGAAAUAGCAAGGUCCUGACAUUUAUGUCCCAUUUCUGCCCUCCCUCCAACCCCAACACCCUUUGACCUUUAUCCUGACCACACCCCACCCCAGGUGUUUGAAUAAAGUAUGUAGUGCAUCUGCCCCAUCCUCCUCCCUCCUCCCCCCAUGUAACGCAUUACUGCCCCCUCCCCUUAUUUAUCUGAGUAGCCCCCACCCCCACCGCCCACCCUUCCUCCUGCUCUCCCCUACUGCCCAGCCCAAUUAACUCUGCCUUCAGC
Molecule: messenger RNA, 2743 nt
Organism: Tachyglossus aculeatus (Australian echidna)
Lineage: Eukaryota; Metazoa; Chordata; Mammalia; Monotremata; Tachyglossidae
Gene: SOX10
Product: SRY-box transcription factor 10
Exons: 3
Coding region: 18-1454 (478 amino acids)
Biological process (GO): enteric nervous system development; negative regulation of transcription by RNA polymerase II; neural crest cell migration
Cellular component (GO): nucleus
Molecular function (GO): RNA polymerase II cis-regulatory region sequence-specific DNA binding; DNA-binding transcription factor activity, RNA polymerase II-specific
Source: RefSeq, a predicted model, not a curated record